GUAUAAUUUGCGAUACACGUCUUUUUUUGUGUGUUAGCUGGAAUGUACUCGCUAUUGUGUCUCUUGUGCUGUAUUCAUAAUGUGCAUUUCUCGGUUGCUUAUUUUGUGCCGAAGCAACAUUAAUGAGACCUGAUGAAGGCUGCCUGCCUUGCUGGACACAGGUGUAAAUAAAACAUGAAUUUGCGGUGCCUGCACAUCAUAUUUGUGAUCCUAUUUUUGGAGUCAAUUACUGCAGUAAGCGCGUACGACCGUCAACUGUCAUCUGAUGGCUCUAAAAGUGAGAAAGGAGUGCUUGACUCUCAGCAGGUUCCUUCAUCGUCUGCGGACGACACGGAGGAGGGCACCUGCGAAAAAGUGAAUGCCUGUGACGACAAGUUAGGUUAUGAGGCGAUCAAAGCCCUGCAUCACCAGUUGGAUGACGACGACAACGGAAACGUCGAUGUUGCCGAAACUGACGAGUUCCUAAGGGAUGAGUUGCAGUAUGAAAAUGGUUAUGAAAGACAAAAGGGCUUCCAUGGGAAUGACAAGUACAUAUCUGUGGAGGAACUGUGGCAGGCUUGGCAGGUAUCCGAAGUGCACAACUGGACAGUGGAGGAUACGAUAGAGUGGCUGGUGAAUUGUGUGGAGCUUCCGCAAUAUGUGAAGACGUUUGAGGACAACAGUGUGGACGGGUCUACACUUCCUAGAAUGGCUGUGGCCAACAACAACUAUCUGAGCAGUAUCCUUGGCAUCAAGGAUGUCAUCCAUAAGCAAAAACUCACUCUCAAGGCCAUGGAUGUGGUACUCUUCGGACCACCGAAACACCACAAUUACGUGAAGGACGUCCUCCUCGUGAUGUCGCUCGUGAUUGCUACGGGCGGAUGCUGGUUUGCUUAUGUGCAGCACAACUACUCUCAGUCUCACUUAAAGAAGAUGAUGAAGGACAUGGAUAGCCUUCAGAAGGCAGAAGAGGCACUGUCGGACUUACAGAGAGAACUAGACAAGGCCAAAAUGGAGCAAGAAACUGCUGUCAUUCAGAAGCAAAGGCUGGAAGACGAAAUCCUUGCAGCUAGGCAAGAGCGGGAGCUCCUCCUGGCCAACGACCCCGAGCAGACCCGCAGCGUAGUGGAACACCUGCAGGAAGAGGUUCGCCUCUUGCGAGAGCAACUGUCUGUGGCGCAGGCAGCCGUGGCCAGAUACAGUGUGGCUGGAGGUGCCUGGGUGCCUCCUACAUCUCUGCAGCACUGGCUGCAGCUCACCCACGAGCUCGAGCUGCGUCACUACAAUGCCAAGAAGGCUGCUGCUGAGAAACAGCUGCUGGCUGCGAAAGAAGGGUGUGAGAAACUUAGACGGAAGCGCUCCAGUUUCAUGGGGUCCUUUCGAAUAGCUCACGGGAGCUCGAUCGACGACAUCGACAGUCGGAUCUUGCAGGCAAAAGUCCUGUUCCUGUGCAGGGCUGCUCUCUCGGAGGUGACCAAGGACCUGCAAGAGCGUCUUCACCGGUGGAAGCAGAUCGAGCGCCUCUGCGGAUUCCCCAUUGUGCACAAUCCGGGCAUUGGGCACUUGGAAGCAUUGCUGAGAAGCUCUUUCGUCAAUGGAAGUACUGCGAACCUGCACCCCACCUUUGUGUUGGGGAAAAAAAUGACUCGUUCAGAGAGCGAAGGUGCCAUUGCUGACGAUGAUGGACAGCUCUCGUUUGCUGGCGGAGCAAGUGCUGUGCAGCAGCUAGUACACAAUAGUGCUGCUCUGUUUCUGGCCCCUGUCCCUCCAGCUUUUGACAUUACUGACUCUGUGGGUGCUUCUACUAAUGCUGUCUACCCUUUCCGGAUCUUGCCCAUUAACAAUAAUGGCGGCGUAGCCGCCUGUAGCCCACCCCUGGGCUAUUGCAACGUAGGCUCUGUACAGAGUAUGUCUUCGCUGUUCAACAUGCACUGUGCGGAGCGUCCGAGCACACUGCCAGUAUCGUCGCCGAGGGCUAAUGGCUCCUCGACGCAGCGACUAGUGCUUCUCGACGAGACCGAGGAUGAUGACGAUGUGGAAGAAGAGACUCUGGCAGGAAGCGAGGCUCCGAGCGUACGGGGCACCACACCUCCGGAGGGGGUCAUUUUUUCCGUAGGAGACACCAGUCCUUCAGAAAUCGGUAGGCCUCCAAAGGUCCCAUCUCGGACCUCAUCCUGGCUAGGAAAAAGCCUCAGCCAAGACCACUCGUCCUCGGCCGGAGCUUCGUUUCCGACGGAAUUCUCGCUGAGGAAAGUGUCCACCGUAUCGGAACCCAUGCUCCAUAUGGACUCUUCCCCACCGUCUUCCCUCCACUCUAGCAACAGCCCCGUAGCAGAAGGGUCUUUCGAAGCAGCGACACUACCUCGUCCGCCCGUAGACAAGAGGCGAAAGCCACCAAACAUCUUGGUUGCCGCGUUCAAGGGCGUCUCGGGUGGCAUUCUGGACGAGGAGAACUCGACGGAUUCGAAUUCGACGGCGGACGACGACAGCCUACGCGAAAAGAAGAAGAAGGUAUCGCUAUUUCAACCGUUGAAGAAGAAAAAGUCAAAGGUCGCGUGAAACACGACUCGACAAAUUUGAGGACAGUCUUCCGCACUGGACGUUGAGACUACGUGAUUCUCUAUUUGUUGAUGGGGUUAUUUAGGUUGGUGCUUUGCAUUUCGUCAAAAUGGUGAUGAUGAAAUGACUCUGCGGCAGCAUGCUAACCCGAAGAUAUGCAACUUUCAUCCCUUUCCUCUUUGGUCUUCCUUACGAAGUGUCCCUCGAAAUGUUCUUUUGAAGGAGUGUGCUUAAAUGGGUGGCACGGGAUGGUAAUGGAAGAGGGUGUUGUUCUGCUCAUCCAGUAAAGACUGUUCGCCGCCGUCGUUGCUGCAGUGCUGGAGACCUCUUUGUUGUCGAGCAACUGUGUGUCGAGGACUGCUGUUCCAAAGCCAACUUUGUUUUGGAAACAUGUUUGCCGGUGAAGGGGACACCUUUGAAGCCUUCUUUCAGUUUCAGAUUAUUGCUCUUCGUAUUUUCUUCCCAUCCACGUUAUACAAUGCUACUGUGAAUAUGUGAUCUUUCAUGUUUAGUUAUCCGCGGUUAUAUGUAAUAAAUGAGCAAAUUGUAAGUGCUGGAUAAAGAAAAGGCAAUAUUUUUCUACCACAUUUUUUUUUAUAUUCAUUUAUUGCAUUUUGGUAGUGCUGCGUUUGCUUCUCUUUAUCAUUUAGGGCACGAGAAUCAAACCAUGAUGUUUUAUGAGGUUUAAAAAAGGAAUGCAAGAUAACCUUGCAUCUGACGCAAGUUCAAUUCCCAACCUUGUCUGCAUACGGAUUUGUAAAAUUCUCACUGUUUGUCACUUCUGUAUGGGUUUCUACUUCUACGAAGACAGCUUAGCUAUAAAGUAAUUUUUUUCAUUCUUUGCAAUGCUUUGCUUUGAUAGCGACAGCUUGCAUUAACAGAAAAUGAACGCUCGACGUAACUGGACCUGAGUACGGCUUGAUUUAAGAUACAGCUUGGUCGGCGCAAAGUUUUGAUCGCAUUUUCUGUCGUGCUGUUUAUCUACAUACGAGUUUCUACAGUGGUUAAGUUUUGACAUCAUUGAAGAGUUUAUUUUUAGAUGCUGAUUAAUGCCUAAGGAAGUUUGAUAAGCAGGAAUCUGGUAGGCCCUUAUGUACAUUAUACAAGCAUAGCUAAGAUGUUCAAUAAAUACUUGUUCUGGUCGUAUGUAUUGCAUGCUGAGCACUGUGGACACUAUUGGCUAUUGCAAUGGCGAACAUCAGUGAUUUAUGCAUUGCUGCAAAUCAGCCUUAAUGCGGGCCUGCGUUAGCUGUUACUUCAGGGGUCAUAUCAGCUUUACGAGAUUCGCACCAUUUUUUUUUCUUCUUCCUGCUCUUUUAAAGUGCUACCCGUAUGUAUUUAAUGCAUCGUUGCUUCAUUUGCUUUCUUUUACAGCAAGUGUGAUUUUUCUUUCUGCAAGUUCACAGAGAAUUACAGACUUAUAUGGCCGUUUGGACUUCUGGCUUAACUGAUCCAAUGUGCAGAAAUGUCUUUGGAGACUUGUAUGAUAUCAUCUGUUUCCCUUUCAAACCUCUGCAUGAAAGUCUUUCCUGCUUCUAGUUAGUUAAUCAGUUAUUAUAGCUGACAAACAAGCGUACAGCUUAUAGUAGUUUUGUAUUUCACAGUGGAGAGGUGCACCACGCUGUUCUUUUUUCCGCGCUCCGUGAACAAAUGUGCUUUUUCUCGAGUCCUGUAAAGUAAUAUGGAUGCUGCAUAUGGAGGUAGUAGCAUCUUGAAGGAACCAUGUAGAACUGCAUGAGAGACUUCUCAAAAUCGGAAGGGGAUUGUUGAGAGAGGCAAGACGACUUGCAAAGCAGGAGGAGGAUAACCCUCUUUUGUCUUCAGAUGAAGCUCAGGGUUAUCCUCUUGGUCAUAAGUCUUCUUUCCCUGCUUACAAUAAUCAAUAAUUUGUGUACGCUUUUAACAAAAUAUAUUUGACAACUUUAAUUCACAGUUUUCUUUAGUUAUCUGGUACGAAACGUUGCGCAAGUCGUACAUUGCCGCCGUUCCACAUGUCCUUCCAAGAGCGUACACAGUCCCGCAGGCCAGUUACCUCUUUGUGUUGACUGCUGCUGGAUUUAAGUUACAUUUUGAAUGUUGUACGUGAACUGUAAUUCAGCUUCUUUCCUUUUUAGAAGUUUCUCCGUCGCAUAAAAACCACGCCUGGGCGCUGAUGGGUCUUGUGGUUAUGCAGGAUUGAUGUUUCUUCAUUUCGCAGUGGUGUGCUUGUGAGCUGCGGCGUCUCCACUUUUACUGUGUAAAAAUGGGUUAUCGAUCUCACGGAACGUGAAAGAAUGUUGCAACUUUUUACUACGAAGAAAAUAUACGAGCCUGUGAUACUAGCAGAAAAAACUAUUGGAAUGGAAACACUGUUCAAUAAAUAAGGUAUGGGUUCUGUUUUGCCCAGG
Messenger RNA from Ornithodoros turicata, 4925 nucleotides. RefSeq names its product stromal interaction molecule homolog (gene Stim). The record is from RefSeq and is a predicted model, not a curated record. The transcript has 14 exons. Gene Ontology annotation, molecular function: protein binding; calcium channel regulator activity; calcium ion binding. Gene Ontology annotation, cellular component: plasma membrane; endoplasmic reticulum. NCBI's taxonomy places the organism in Eukaryota, Metazoa, Arthropoda, Arachnida, Ixodida, Argasidae. Gene Ontology annotation, biological process: intracellular calcium ion homeostasis; activation of store-operated calcium channel activity; store-operated calcium entry. The coding region runs from base 175 to 2538 and encodes 787 amino acids.